AUGACGGCUACGUGUGCUUCACUAUCCUGUGGGAAAGAAACAGAGUCACAGCUUAAGUGCCCAAUUUGUCUUAAACAAGGAAUCACCAGUGUUUUUUGUGAUCAGACAUGCUUUAAGUCUAGUUGGCAGACUCAUAAGGCGAUCCAUCAAGAAGGGACCGAUGAGCUGUACAACCCUUUUCCUAAUUUUCAUUUUACAGGAGAUUUGAGGCCUCAUUAUCCGUUAUCACCAAAGAGACCUAUACCGAAGCAUAUUAAGUUGCCAGAUUAUGCGCUAAAUGGUAAGCCUCUAAGUGAAUUAAAGAAUGAUAGGUUUGGCAAGAUUAAGAUUUUAUCGCCCAAAGAUCAAGAAAAGAUGAGGAAGGUUGGUAAAAUAGGACGAGAAAUAUUGGAUGCGACUGCUGCUCAUAUUAAGCCGGGGAUUACCACAGAUGAUCUCGACGCUAUUCUUCAUAAAGAGAGUAUCAAAAGAAAUGCAUAUCCUUCUCCGUUAAACUACUUUAAUUUUCCCAAAUCCUUCUGCACAUCUGUCAAUGAAGUCAUCUGCCAUGGAAUACCAGAUAAGACUCAUUUGAAAGACGGUGACAUAAUUAACUUAGACGUUUCCAUCUACUACUUGGGCGUGCAUUCUGAUCUUAAUGAGACUUACUACGUGGGUGACAAAGCUAAGGCAAAUCCGGACAUAGUCAGGUUGGUUGAGACCACUAGAGAAUGCUUGGAUUUAGCAAUCAAGCAGGUCAAACCAGGCUUAAUCCUUCGUACUUUGGGUAACUUUAUUGAAGAACAUGCUACUAAAAAUGGGUGUUCUGUCGUUAAAACAUAUUGUGGCCACGGCAUCAACCAAUUGUUCCAUUGUCAGCCAGAUAUCCCUCAUUAUGCUAAGAAUAAGGCAGUUGGUGUUGCGAAGCCUGGUAUGGUGUUUACUAUAGAGCCGAUGAUAUGCCUUGGAACAUAUAGCGAUGUAACGUGGCCUGACGGUUGGACUGCAGCUACGAGUGAUGGAAAAUACUCGGCUCAAUUUGAACAUAUGAUGUUGGUUACUGAAGACGGUUGCGAAGUUCUCACAGCUAGAACUGAUACCUCUCCAGGAGGACCAGUUCCGCGUAUAUAA
Molecule: messenger RNA, 1110 nt
Organism: Priceomyces carsonii
Lineage: Eukaryota; Fungi; Ascomycota; Pichiomycetes; Serinales; Debaryomycetaceae
Product: methionine aminopeptidase
Exons: 1
Coding region: 1-1110 (369 amino acids)
Biological process (GO): proteolysis
Cellular component (GO): cytosol
Molecular function (GO): metalloaminopeptidase activity
Source: RefSeq, a predicted model, not a curated record